AUGUUCUCACAGGCGCUGAGGACGAGUCGCGCGGCGGGCUUGCCAAAGGCACAGUUCGCCAGGAAGGCAGUCAUGGCUCGCCGCGCUGUGACGACGGAUGCGGCGUCGGCUCAUGCGGAGAAGGAGAGUGUUCCUGAGGAGGAUGAUAAGCCGUUCCAGGUCCAGCUUUCUGAUGAGAGCUUCGAGACUUAUGAGCUUGAUCCGCCGUCGUACACGCUUGAUACUACGAAGAAGGAGUUGAAGCAGAUGUACUACGAUAUGGUAGCUACCCGCCGCAUGGAAAUGGCCGCCGACCGUCUCUACAAAGAGAAGAAAAUCCGCGGCUUCUGCCAUCUCUCCACCGGCCAAGAAGCCGUCGCCACGGGCAUCGAGCACGCCAUCACCAAAUCCGACGACGUCAUCACCGCCUACCGCUGCCACGGCUACGCUCUGAUGCGCGGCGCGACCGUUAAGUCGAUUAUCGGCGAGCUGCUGGGCCGUCGCGAGGGUAUCGCCUACGGAAAGGGAGGAUCGAUGCAUAUGUUCGCCAAGGGAUUCUAUGGUGGUAAUGGUAUUGUGGGAGCCCAGGUGCCGGUUGGAGCGGGGUUGGCGUUCGCGCAUAAGUAUAAUGGGAAUAAGAAUGUUACUGUGGCGCUGUAUGGAGAUGGUGCGUCGAACCAGGGACAGGUGUUUGAGGCGUUUAACAUGGCGAAGUUGUGGAAUUUGCCGGUGCUGUUUGGUUGUGAGAACAACAAAUACGGCAUGGGUACCUCCAUGAACCGCUCCUCAGCACUCACCGACUACUACAAGCGCGGCCAAUACAUCCCCGGCCUCAAAGUAAACGGCAUGGACGUCCUCGCCGUCAAAGCGGCCGUCGCCCACGCCAAAUCCCACGCCGUCUCCGGCCACGGCCCCGUCGUCCUCGAGUACCUCACCUACCGCUACGGCGGACACUCCAUGUCCGAUCCCGGAACCACCUACCGCACUCGCGAGGAGAUCCAGCGUAUGCGCUCUACCAACGAUCCGAUCGCGGGUCUCAAGUCGAGGCUGCUGGAUUGGGAAGUCGUCAGCGAGGAGGAGCUGAAGGGGAUUGAUAAGCAGGCGAGGAGUGAUGUUGAUAAGGAGGUUGCGGAGGCGGAGAAGAUGGCUGCGCCGGAGGCGUCGGAGAAGAUCCUGUUUGAGGAUAUUUAUGUUAGGGGGAGUGAGCCGGAGUUUAUGAGGGGGAGGACGGUGGAUGAGACGUACUACUAUUAG
This is a messenger RNA of Pseudogymnoascus verrucosus, 1233 nucleotides long. Its product is annotated as alpha subunit of pyruvate dehydrogenase. The record is from RefSeq and is a predicted model, not a curated record. Gene Ontology annotation, molecular function: pyruvate dehydrogenase (acetyl-transferring) activity. Gene Ontology annotation, cellular component: intracellular membrane-bounded organelle. The transcript has 4 exons. Lineage: Eukaryota; Fungi; Ascomycota; Leotiomycetes; Thelebolales; Thelebolaceae. Bases 1 to 1233 code for a protein of 410 amino acids. Gene Ontology annotation, biological process: pyruvate decarboxylation to acetyl-CoA.